Tetrahymena thermophila SB210 is the source of this 1956-nucleotide messenger RNA. Its product is annotated as CRAL/TRIO domain protein. NCBI's taxonomy places the organism in Eukaryota, Ciliophora, Oligohymenophorea, Hymenostomatida, Tetrahymenidae. The transcript has 7 exons. The record is from RefSeq and is a predicted model, not a curated record.
AUGUUUUUACAUUAAGGGAGAGGAACAAUUUAAUUUAAACCAUUUGAUGACGACUACUUGUAUUUGAGUCUAUCAGAUUAUGAUCUAGAGGCUGUUCCUAUGAAGAGAGAAGCAAGUCUUGAAGAUCAUAAUAAUAUAAAUAAGUUUAUCAAAUAGCAAACAAGCUUAUUCAGAUAUAGAGCUAUGCUACCAUUUUUACUAGAUGACUUUUUAAAAGCAAACUAUAACAAUUUCUAAAAGACAGAAUAGAAUAUUCAAGGAUAUUUCAAUUGGCUUGAUCAAUUCGUUGGGUUAAGAUUGAGUAAAGGAUGUUUAGAAAUGUUGAAAGCAGGAGUUAUUUAUAUAGAGGGUAGGGAUGAAAGUUUCAGGCCAGUCAUAGUAAUUAACCCUUCAAGAAUCGACUUUUAAAAAUAUAAAAAAGCUGAAAUUUAUGCAAUUUUUAGUAGAUGCUUUAUCAUAGCAUAAGCAUAUAUGCUCAAUUAUGGAAAAAUAGAUUAAUGGAGAAUUAUUGUUGAUGGAGAAUAUGAAAUGCAUUUCGACCUUAGUUUUGGAUUUUUGUACUUCUUGAUUGAAAUGUUUUCUUAUUAUCUUCCUAACACACUUUACUAGCUUUAUCUAAUAAGAUUUAACAAAUUCUUGAAUCACGAAAAGAAAUAAGUUUUUUAAUAUUUAAUACCUGAUGGCACUAAGGGAAAAGUAUUUUUUAUUUUUGAAGAAGAUGAAUACAAAAGCUUGAUAAUUAAAACUAUGGAUUUAAAUACUUUAGAGAUGAAAUUUGGAGGAUUCAAAAUGAAUUUCAAAGAAUACUGGAAAAUAUUUGAGGGGAAUCUACCAUAUAUUAAUGAAGAAGAGCUAAAUAGAUAAUAUUAAAUAAUAGAAGACUAAAUCAACAUCAAGAUUAUUGAAUUGAUAUAAUAACUAAUUAAGAAACUAUAAGGUUUAAAUAUCUAAAAUUCCUUCCUAUCUUAGUUAAUUACUAUAUUAAAUUCUGAGUUAAUAAUUAUCAAAAAUCUUUACAAAACUUAAGAAGAAAUAGAUGCAGAAGAAAGAGUGAAAAGAGCCAAAAGGUAGAGAUAACUGCUAUUAGAAAAAGAAGAACUUGAAAGACAACGUUUAUUGCAAUUAGAAUUAUAAAGAUAAUAGGAGCUUUUACUUUUAUAAUAAAGGGCUGAUUAAGAAUAAGAGUGGGCUAAUUUAAAUAGAAAUUAUUAAGGUAGAUUAAAUUAAUAUGAUUUAUAAUUCGGUUACGAUGAUGGGGACAAUUAUAAAGUGUUAAAUAAUGUUAAGUACUAAUAAUAUAAUUAAAAUGUAAAAAAGAUUGAUAAUUAAGACGAAUCUUAAAUUAAGUAUGAUGUAUUUAAAAGAAAUUUUAAUUAAUUUUAAUCUCCAGAAUCAGCAAAUUACAAAAUAAAAGACCAUUAUUUUGAUGAUGAUGUUAAUUACUAUAUAGUAAAUAAAAAAUUUGAACCUGCAUCUGCUACUACUACUACUGCUGCUUCAUCAAAUUAGCAAAUUUCCAACUAAAACUAACAAAUUAAUCAUCAAAAUACUUAUUAAAGAUAAACAUAAUAGGGAAUAGCUCAAAUAGAUUAAAAUUAUUAAUUUGAAGCAAAUGAUUAAACCAUUUAAGGAUUAAAUACAUCUAAAAUUUAAAACCUGAAUAUAUCUAGUAUAUCUUUAGCAAGUAACGAUAAGGUCAUUAUGGAAAAGUAAUUCAAAGAUCCUCAAGGAUUUAUAGUGGGAAUUAAUUCAUUAAAGAUAAAUAAUAACAACUUGGAAGAAAAUAACACAUCUAAAAUAUCUAUAAAAAGUGAAAAAAGUGCUACAAGCUUAUAAAAAGCUUAGAAUUAUUAGAAAUUUUAAUAUCGUAAUGUUGAACCUAUUGAGCAAUAAGGCGAAUUAGAAGAAAAAAAAGUAGAAGCUAAAGAUGAUGGAAAUGCAUGCACAAUAUUCUGA